UUACCACCUAUCCAUUUGAUGACCACAAUGCACCUCCAUUUGAGCUGAUUGAGCCAUUUUGUUUGGAUUUGCAUGAAUUUCUGAAUGAAAGUGGGCAGAAUGUAGCUUUUAUUCACUGCAAAUCUGGCAAGGGUCGGACAGGAGUUAUGAUAUGUGCAUAUUUGCUUCACAAUGGCCAUUUUGGGAAAACCAGAGAGGCACUGAAUUAUUAUGGAGAAGCAAGAACAAGAAAUGCUAGAGGUGUCACAAUUCCCAGUCAAAGGAGAUACGUUCUGUACUACAAUCAUCUUCUAACAAAUAAACUACAAUACGUUCGCACAAUGGUGUUAUUGAAGAAAAUUGAGUUGCUUUCUGAGCGUACAUUCCAAAACUUCACCUUCAAUCCAUUUUACAUCCUUUGGCAACAGAAGGUGAAGCUAUAUCAGUCUAAAGUUACUGAGAGAAAGAAAUCUUCUGAUGGACUUUUGUUUGAGCUGAGCCAACCAAUUCCAAUUUGUGGUGACAUCAAGGUAGAAUUCUUCCAUAAAGACAUGUUUAAAAAGGUGAGAUGCAACUUACAGGGUUUACUGUAA
Molecule: messenger RNA, 572 nt
Organism: Stylophora pistillata
Lineage: Eukaryota; Metazoa; Cnidaria; Anthozoa; Scleractinia; Pocilloporidae
Product: phosphatidylinositol 3,4,5-trisphosphate 3-phosphatase and dual-specificity protein phosphatase PTEN
Biological process (GO): cell motility; protein dephosphorylation; regulation of phosphatidylinositol 3-kinase/protein kinase B signal transduction
Cellular component (GO): plasma membrane; nucleus; cytosol
Molecular function (GO): protein tyrosine phosphatase activity; phosphatidylinositol-3,4,5-trisphosphate 3-phosphatase activity
Source: RefSeq, a predicted model, not a curated record